AUGCCGCAGCAGGCGGGGAGUCCGGUGUUAUCGGUGGCUUCCUCAUCCUCGCCCAGUUAUUCCAAUAAUAGCAGCUUAGCGGAUAUUGCUGCCAGAGUCGUUGAAGAAUUCAGAGCUGAAAAUGAAAACGAUGAGGAUUCCGACGAGUUUUUAUACGUUGGCGACCUGUUCUGCGGUCUCGGGGGAGAAGACCUAGGAAAAGAAGAUAUAGCAGCAGCAAAAGGCCUGCAGGAUAAUAAUGAUGAGGAGCAGAACAAGGAUGGUGAUGAUGAUGAACAAGAUGAAGAUGAGUUUGAGUUCGCGUUUGUUCCAAGAGAUGCGGAGUUGUCGCUAAUUUCUACUGCAGAUCAAAUCUUCUACAACGGACAGAUCCGGCCAGUUUUUCCGAUCUUCAACCCGAAUUAUUGGGAAGCUGCAACAGCAGCAGGAGGAGGCAACAGCAGCAGCAUGUGUAAUUCUUCGUUGUUAUUGAUGUCGAGUUCUGGUGAUGAGCAGCAGCAGAAAGUUUCAGCUACGCCGCAAACGAUGAUUCGUCUGCCGUUGAGGAAGCUGCUGUUAAGUGAGGAUCAGGAAACUCCGUCGUCGUCGUCGUGUUCAACCUCGGAGGCCGACGAGCUCGAGGGAAUUCCGGAGGGGACGUACUGCGUUUGGCGGCCUACAGCGGUGAAGGAUGAGGCCUCGCCGGGAAAGUGCAAGAAGAGCAACUCAACAGGGUGGAGGUGGAGAUCGUCGAAGCGGUGGAGGCUUCGAGACCUUGUUCACCGGAGCAACAGCCACGGGAAGGACACAUUUGUCUUUCUCAAAAAAGGGGAGGAUAUGGCCGGGGCAACCCAGAGUUCCAAAACUGCAGCAAAAUCAAAGCCCAAUCUCAAGCAUUACACAAAAAACAGAUCAGGAGAUAAACGCCGGCACUCAUAUCUGCCGUACCGACAACAUCUAGUGGGCUUCUUUGCUAACGUUAACGGAUUUAGUAAGAAUCUCCAGCCUUUCUAG
Molecule: messenger RNA, 993 nt
Organism: Ipomoea nil (Japanese morning glory)
Lineage: Eukaryota; Viridiplantae; Streptophyta; Magnoliopsida; Solanales; Convolvulaceae
Exons: 1
Coding region: 1-993 (330 amino acids)
Source: RefSeq, a predicted model, not a curated record